CUGUGCAAGCUUUCUUACAAACUGAUCAAUUCCACAACUAUCUUUCUUCCUGCUUGGCACAAAAUCCUCCUCGACCUGCAAAUGACUCCAAUGAAUAUGCCGCGGGAUGUUUGCACCUGCUGGAACUCUACCUUCGAUAUGCUGGACAAUGCUGUUGUCCAUUGGGAAGCAAUUGACACAGUCACUCAGCGGCAUGACCUAGGAUUGCGCAAGUUUGAGCUUGUCGACAGUGAUUGGGAGAUAGCCAGCCAGUUGCGGGAUAUUCUCAAGGACACCACAUUGUUUUUCUCACGGGGGACACCUAACCUUGCAAAGGUUAUUCCCGUGAUGGAUUUGAUUGAUGAACGACUCACCACCUACUCU
Suillus subalutaceus is the source of this 363-nucleotide messenger RNA. RefSeq lists its product as uncharacterized. The annotation marks the transcript as partial. The record is from RefSeq and is a predicted model, not a curated record. Lineage: Eukaryota; Fungi; Basidiomycota; Agaricomycetes; Boletales; Suillaceae. The transcript has 2 exons.